This is a messenger RNA of Nannospalax galili (Upper Galilee mountains blind mole rat), 1214 nucleotides long. It is a transcript of the gene Tceal1, whose product is annotated as transcription elongation factor A like 1. The record is from RefSeq and is a predicted model, not a curated record. The transcript is spliced from 2 exons. Lineage: Eukaryota; Metazoa; Chordata; Mammalia; Rodentia; Spalacidae. Bases 210 to 707 code for a protein of 165 amino acids.
UUCUGGCAAGUGCUGGCAAAUGGUCGCCAAAGUGGUAACUAGGGAUCUGAGCUCGGCAGUGACGCGCGCCCCUCACGUGACCAGGAGCCUAUGUCUGCCCAAGUCCCCGCCGUCCUGGUCCUUUUUGCCUGUUCAGACACGGUCUUCAUAUUACCCGGUGGUCGAGAAGGAAAGCAGAAAAUAACUGCUUGAAAAACAGAAUUCUCAACAUGGAAAAAUCAUGCACAGAAAAUGAAGAACAGCCACAGAGCACUCUAAAGGCCGAUGAAGAAAGGCCUCCUGUGGACCAGCCUCCUGAAAAUCAGUGUUCAGAGGAGGAUCAGUCCUCAGAGGAUCUGUCCUCGGAGGAGCAGUCCUCUGAGGAGGAGUUCUUUCCUGAGGAGCUUCUGCCAGAGCUGCUGCCUGAGAUGCUGCUGUCAGAGGAUCGCCCUCCACAGGAGUGCCUCUCCCAGAAGAACCUGUUCGAGGACCGCCCUCCCAUGGAGCAGCCUCCCUGUGGGGUGGGCAAACACAAGCUGGAAGAGGGAAGUUUCAAAGAAAGGCUGGCCCGCUCCCGCCCUCAAUUUAGAGGAGACAUACAUGGCAGAAAUUUAAGCAAUGAAGAAAUGAUACAGGCAGCGGAUGAGUUGGAAGAGAUGAAAAGAGUGCGAAACAAACUGAUGAUAAUGCAUUGGAAAGCAAAACGAAGCCGUCCUUAUCCUAUUUAAUGUGUUCCACUUUUCGUUCAGGUUUGCAGAUAUAGCUGCCACCUGGACCCUCUGUUUGCUUCUUACAUGCCUUUUCCCUUAUUGUAAUUUUUGUGUACCUUUACUUUAGAUGUUUGACGUGUAACUGGUAUAAAAUUGUUUUUUUUUAACCUUGUAAAAUCUGACUCCCAUCCAUUUGCAUGUAAAGUUGUGCAUUAUAUAUUGUGAAGUGAAAAAUGCAGACGGUAUAUACAUAGUAUCCAAUUUUUGUAAAAGGAAAACACAUAUUUAUAUAAUAUGCAAAGAAAAACUAUAUAUAUGUAAAGGCUAAUACUGGCCAUCUGUGGUAAGAUAUUAGGUGAUUUUAUUUUUUUUAUUUUUGCUUUAUCUGAAUUCUCAUUAUUCAUGAACACAUUUCUAUUUAUGUUGCACAAAAAUAAUAUAAAGAAAAAUGUAAAGCUAUUCUAAAUAAUAAUGUUAAUCAGCAUAUGAAGACGUGACCCUUAAUAAAUAUUUGUCCAAACUCAA